GAUGGCGACCGCGCCUAUGAAUGGUGCCUCCGCAAUCCCCUCUGGCCCCCGCAACCCGUCCACCCCACCUCCCUCGCCGCCCUCCGCGCAGGCCACCUCACCUUUCUCAAACCUGAUAACUACACCGGCGAUCUCCUCCCCCUUCCCGACCGCCAUCCCGGCACCUGGAAGGCCCGCACCUGGGGCGACGGUGCCGACGCGAGCUUGCUGACCACCCUGCCGAUCUUCUCCGCGAUGAACGACUCGCCCGCGCGCACGGGAAUCCCGAAGACCAUCUACUUCGAGCUGAAGCUCCUCGCGAUGGGGCGGGGUGGGGGGAGCGCGGGCGAGGAGGCCGAUGCCAGCGUGUCGAUUGGCUACGUCGCGGCACCGUAUCCGACGUGGCGGCAGCCAGGGUGGCAGCGGGGCAGCCUGGCGGUGCACGGGGACGACGGGCGGCGGUUCGUGAACGAUACGUUUGGGGGGACGGAUUUUACGACGAUGUUCCGCACGGGGGAGACGGUGGGGAUAGGGAUGCGGUUUGGGAGGCCGGGGCGGCCGCCGGGGUAUGGGGAGGGGGAGGGGCUGGUGCAGGCGUUGGAUGAUGUGAGGGUCUUUUUUACGCGGGAGGGAAGGGAGGUGGGGGGGUGGGAUUUGCAUGAAGAGAUGGAUGAGAGGGCGGAGGGGGGGGUGGCGGGGUUGGAGGGGAAUUAUGAUCUAUUUCCGGCGGUGGGGGUGUAUGGGGGGGUGGAUUUUGAGGUGAGGUUUAAUCCGGCGGAUUGGAUGUAUCAUCCGUGA
This is a messenger RNA of Eremomyces bilateralis CBS 781.70, 777 nucleotides long. RefSeq lists its product as uncharacterized. Lineage: Eukaryota; Fungi; Ascomycota; Dothideomycetes; Eremomycetales; Eremomycetaceae. The annotation marks the transcript as partial. The transcript has a single exon. The record is from RefSeq and is a predicted model, not a curated record.